UGGUGAAGGCAGUUCUGAGGAUGUUCCAGCUUCGCUCAAGACUCCUGUUCCUUCCCCUCCUUUUUGGGAUAGUGCAUACAGCUCCUGCUUCAGAGGGUGGUGGAGAAGAGCAGCCAGAGGAGAUCGUUCUAAGCUUUCCCAGGGAUGAAGCCAGUCUGAACGAAAUGUUUCGUGAAGUUGAAGAGCUGAUGGAGGAUACUCAGUACAAGCUGAGGAAUGCAGUCAAAGAGAUGGAGGCAGAGGAAGAAGGUUCUAAAAGGAUAACAGAAGUUGACUUUGAGCAACUGCCUGCCAACUACCACAAUGAAUCCUACACAGAUACAAAAAUUGGAAAUAAAACCGUACAUAUUCAUCAAGAAAUUAAUAAGGCAACAGAUAACCAAACUGGAUCUACUAGCUAUUCUGAAACAGUUAUUACAUCAAUACAAGAAGGAGAGCCCAAGAAGAAUCAUGAGUGCAUUAUUGAUGAAGAUUGUGAGACUGGAAAAUACUGCGAAUUCUCUGGUUUGGAGUACAAGUGUCAUAUUUGCAAAACUCAACACACUCAUUGCUCUCGAGAUGUAGAGUGCUGCGGACACCAGCUCUGUGUCUGGGGUGAAUGUGUGAAAGCUGCCUCAAGAGGGGAAAACGGAACAAUUUGUGAGAACCAGCAUGAUUGCAAUCCUGGAAUGUGUUGUGCAUUUUCAAAAGACCUUCUCUUCCCGGUGUGCACUCCGUUGCCUGGAGAGAGAGAGCCUUGCCAUGACCCUUCAAACAGGCUUCUCAACCUAAUUACUUGGGAGCUGGAGCCCGAUAGCGCCCUUGAUCGCUGCCCAUGUGCUCAUGGGUUGAUUUGUCAGAUGCAGAGCCUUACCAGCGAUUCUCUCUGUGAACUAUCCUUUAACAAGAACCGAACAGGCAACAAGGAGAAUCCUUUGCUAGUGGAUAAAAUAUCACAUCUGGAUUUUGUAACCCAAGAUAUUCCUGGUGAUUAUGAAGAGAGACUGAUCAAAGAAGUGCAAAAAGGUUUGGAGGAAGAAGUGACUGAUUCAGAGGAACUGGAUAUGGCUAGCGAUCUGCUUUUUGGAGAUGAAAUCUGAAUUAGCGAAUCAAGUUAAUUGGUCACUCACAAACUUAGCAGUUGAGAUAGCGAAUUGUUUGAUACACCCCCACCUCUCUCUCUCUCUCUAUGCUGGAUAGAAGUGCAAUAAUUGAGAAUAUAUGUUACAUGGUUAACCUCUGCCCUUUAUUAUCAGUUGACAUUUGAUCUUCUAAAGCUCAAACCAAAUUCUACAUUAAAGCUUCAAAAAAGGGCAGUGGCUUCCUUUAUGGACAAGUUCUUGAGUUUCAAACCAGACAUAUUUUCAGCUUGUUAAUCAAUAGAUUAAUUUAAGUCUAUUUAAGAUUAUUGGUGGUGGUUUGAGCUCUGCAUUUUAUGUAUAUAUUGUUUGUUCGUUUAAGAAGUAAUUCUCAGAAGAAUCUUGAUUUUUAGGAUGGGCAUUGGUUUUUAAUUACGUAUACUUUUCUUUUUUAAAAAAAUAUAAUCAAUGAAAUUGCAAUAAAUACCAUUGUUUUGUGUGUUUUUAAAUAGCAACUACAGAGCCUUGUCCUUUCAGAUAAGGUAUAAAAGAUAAGAGUUUUGGCCCAUUGGAAAGCACAAGGGGCAGUGUGAGAUUUAGUAGGAGUAAGAAGCACUUCUGAUCUCUCAGGAUCCUUUUGUGCAAUGGAGCUCUAAUUUUAAACAGAUGGUAGUGAUCAUACCUCUAGCUAGCUAUUUUGCUCACUCCAAGAGUAAGUAUUA
This is a messenger RNA of Elgaria multicarinata webbii, 1780 nucleotides long. RefSeq names its product dickkopf WNT signaling pathway inhibitor 3 (gene DKK3). Gene Ontology annotation, molecular function: receptor antagonist activity; co-receptor binding. The record is from RefSeq and is a predicted model, not a curated record. Gene Ontology annotation, cellular component: extracellular region. Lineage: Eukaryota; Metazoa; Chordata; Lepidosauria; Squamata; Anguidae. Gene Ontology annotation, biological process: negative regulation of canonical Wnt signaling pathway; multicellular organism development. The transcript has 7 exons. Bases 21 to 1079 code for a protein of 352 amino acids.